This is a messenger RNA of Halteromyces radiatus, 611 nucleotides long. RefSeq lists its product as uncharacterized. Gene Ontology annotation, molecular function: nucleic acid binding; zinc ion binding. The transcript is spliced from 3 exons. Gene Ontology annotation, biological process: mRNA splicing, via spliceosome. Lineage: Eukaryota; Fungi; Mucoromycota; Mucoromycetes; Mucorales; Cunninghamellaceae. The record is from RefSeq and is a predicted model, not a curated record. The annotation marks the transcript as partial. Gene Ontology annotation, cellular component: nucleus; spliceosomal complex; U4/U6 x U5 tri-snRNP complex.
UUUUUUUUUUCUUUCUUCUUCGCCUCUCUUCCCUUUUUUUUUUUCUUAAUAAACAAUGUCCGCUUACGGUGCAGGAAAAGCUAAAGAUACGGAUUUCCGACGUACAUGGGAUAAAGCUGAAUACGCAGAACGAGCUGCUAAACGAGAAGCAAAGGAAAGAUUAGAUGCUAUCAAUGCAGAUCGAAAAAAACGAGGACUUCCACCACUCAAGGAUAAGAAUGAACCUCCUGAACAACCAAAGACAAUGCUCAAAAGUCGUGAAGAAAAGGUGAUUCUGGAUAAUAAUGUGGGCAAGAUACAAAUCGUUACUGGUGGAGCUGAUAAUAAGAGUCAACCAGGCUUUUAUUGUGAAUUAUGUGAUUCUGUAUUCAAAGAUAGCAAAGGUUAUCUUGAUCAUAUCAAUGGUCGAAGACAUCAAUCUAAGCUUGGUGUAUCAAUGAAAGUAGAACGUGCUUCAGUAUCAUCUGUCAAAGAAAGACUGGAAGCUUUGAAACGGAAAAAGGAAGAUCCUCAAGCAAACAAGGAAUAUGGUAAAUGAACAUUACUAUAAAGUGAAGGUAACACUAACUUUUUGUUUUAUUUAUAAAAGAUUUACAAUCAAGGGUAGAGGA